Molecule: messenger RNA, 1275 nt
Organism: Microbotryum saponariae
Lineage: Eukaryota; Fungi; Basidiomycota; Microbotryomycetes; Microbotryales; Microbotryaceae
Source: the annotation of a GenBank genome assembly
AUGACCUGCUGGUUGCUCUGGGCUCAUACUCUCCGCUCGGCUCAGGACUUAGGCGCGCGGAGCGAACCGGGCGCGGACUUAGGCGCGCGGAGUGAGCCGGGCGCCCCGGCCCAGGACUUAGGCGCGCGAAGCGAGCCUGGGACUUAGGCGCGCGGAGCGAGCCUGGGCCAUUGGCUCAGCCCCAGGCUCGCUGGCUGUGGACUUGGGGCGCGCGGGUCUCUUAUUGUUAGCUUCCUAUUCAUCACUCUUGGCUAUAACUACAUCGCUGACGUAGUAGAGUUGAUCGAAUAGUACUCGACUCGGGCGCCUCCCACCACAUGGUCAAGGACGCGUCUCUCUUCGACGCCUGGCACACACGGUCACACGUCGCCGUCGAUGGCGCUGGUGGGUCACUCAUGGCACAAGGCACCGGCUCGAUCACGAUACGAACGUCGAAACAACGAACGAUCAAGCUCUGCAACAUCUACUACGUCCCCGACCUUCCGGCCAACCUGAUCUCGGUCAUGCAGCUGCGCCGCGAGCGCGUUUACACCCACUUUGGCAAGACCAUCGAGCUCCGGUCACAAGGUCAACUCAUAGGUGUGGCAUCCCUCAUUGCGAAUCAACUGUCGACACUGGACGCCACCCCAAUCCGCAGCACGGUGUCACCGGUCGCAGCAGCCGCCAUCCCUCUCCUGACUCUGCACCAACGAUUCGGCCACCUAUCCCUCCCCAACCUGCGAAGGGCAGUAUCUGUGAGGAAUCCACUCUCCGCUCGGCUCAGGACUUAGGCGCGCGGAGCGAACCGGGCGCGGACUUAGGCGCGCGGAGUGAGCCGGGCGCCCCGGCCCAGGACUUAGGCGCGCGAAGCGAGCCUGGGCCAUUGGCUCAGCCCCAGGCUCGCUGGCUGUGGACUCGGGGCGCGCGGGUCUCUUAUUGUUAGCUUCCUAUUCAUCACUCUUGGCUAUAACUACAUCGCUGACGUAGUAGAGUUGAUCGAAUAGGUAUGUUGAAAUGCAUUGAUCACUCUUGGCUAUAACUACAUCGCUGACGUAGUAGAGUUGAUCGAAUAGGUUAUAAGCCCACGAGCUACCAGCCCCGCCGCUUGAGGUUUUUUCGCUCGAGCCCAGCCACUCGAGCCGCACACGUCCAUCGCACCAUCACAUCAUGGACAGCUCUCCCGCCUCGCCUUUGGCCCCCAGGGAUCCCAGCUCCCCUGAAUCUUCGAUCGGCGAACAAAUCGCCACUCUACAGGCCCAGCUUGCCGUGUUGAACUUCGCUCCAUCUCACUUCUAG